GUCUCUCAGGAGAUCGUGGAUGCCGCAUCGUCUUAUUCUUCGAGUGCAGCCCCACCCACGGACCAAUAUUAGAUUUCUGAUGACAAGACCAUGUACACUUCUCUCGCAAUUGUUUCCAGACUUUUACCGGCCACUGUUUGAGGAGCGUGGGGACGUGAAUCUCGUGGUCCUCCGGGAACAUGCCCAUGUACAGAAAACACGGCUUCAGGUGCACCGGCAGUUGAUUGUAGCUCAACUUUAUGGUUAUCAACACUUUGCUCCCGCCUUUGUUAUCUGGAAAGAAACGUUUCACCAUGUCCCACGCGUUCGUACCCCAAAUGUCAUCCACCACAAUCAGAUAUCGUCGGCCGAA
Messenger RNA from Striga asiatica, 352 nucleotides. NCBI's taxonomy places the organism in Eukaryota, Viridiplantae, Streptophyta, Magnoliopsida, Lamiales, Orobanchaceae. The record is from the annotation of a GenBank genome assembly.